Brassica oleracea var. oleracea is the source of this 2355-nucleotide messenger RNA. Its product is annotated as cation/H(+) antiporter 10-like. Lineage: Eukaryota; Viridiplantae; Streptophyta; Magnoliopsida; Brassicales; Brassicaceae. Gene Ontology annotation, cellular component: endomembrane system; membrane. Gene Ontology annotation, molecular function: antiporter activity. The transcript has 3 exons. The coding region runs from base 1 to 2355 and encodes 784 amino acids. Gene Ontology annotation, biological process: regulation of pH; proton transmembrane transport. The record is from RefSeq and is a predicted model, not a curated record.
AUGAAUACAACCAUUUUCGAUGGCGAUUGCACAUCGUCAUUCUUUAACAUCUCAUAUGAUGGAUUGUGGGAGAAUCUAAAGUCACCCGAUAUGAUUUUUGGGUAUUCGCUACCUCUUUUAGAGAUCCAGAUAUUACUCAUUUUCAUCUUCAUCGUCAUGACUCAUAUGUUCCUUAGACGCAUUGGCAUUUCCCAGAUCGCUUCCUAUAUGAUCGCUGGACUGAUGCUAGGGCCCCAGCUUUUUGAUGUAUUAGAGAAAUCUUCAGGAAAAAUAUCUGAAGAUCCUGCGUUAGAUGGAAACGCGACCUUAAGAAGCAUCUCAGUGUUUGGAACCAUAAUGUUUACAUUUUUGAUGACUCUUAGAACCAGCCGGAGAGUGGCGUUCAUUAGCGGAAAGCUGCCCGUUGUGAUCGGGAUUUUGUCCUUCUUUGCUCCUCUGUUCGGUCUCGGUUUCCAGAACCUCUUCUCCGACAGCAUUGACCCUAAUUACAUGCCUCUGAAAACAGGACUAGGCGAGCGCACAGCAAUCGUCAUAACACAGUCUUCCAUACUUUUGCCCUCCACAACAUACAUCUUGCUAGAGCUCAAGAUCCUCAACUCUGAGAUCGGUCGCCUUGCAUUGUCUGCAUGUGUCAUCAACGACAUCUUUGGGAUAAUUUCCAUGGUACUCGCUUCUAUUCACGCAACGUACAAGAAUGUUUCACAUGUAACAGCCUAUCGUGACGCUGUCGCAGUGGUCAUCUUCGUUCUCAUCGUCUUUCUUGUUUUUAAGCCCAUCGUGCAAUUGAUCAUAAAUCGCACACCGGAAGGCAAACCCGUGAAGAAUAUGUAUGUUAACGCUUUGAUUCUUACCGCAUUGGCUUCCUCUGUUUAUUCUAUGAUAUUUAACAUGAAAUAUGUCCUGGGACCAUUAGUAGUCGGUCUUGUCAUACCCGAGGGUCCACCUUUAGGAUCGGCAUUGGAGUCUAAGUACGAGAAGCUCACAAUGAACGUCUUCUUACAAAUCUCGAUCACAGUCAGCGUGAUGAGAAGUGAUGCAAUGUGGAUGUUCGCCGAGUUCAGUCACAUCCUCGUUAAUAUCUUCCUAACGGCUUUAACACUUGUCCUAAAAUUUGUCGCAUGCCUUGCACCUUGCUUGUACUAUAAGCUACCUCUCAACGAAUCCCUUGCUGUUUCCAUCAUCUUGAGCUACAAAAGUUUCGCUGAUUUCGUUCUCUAUGAGUCCGUAUUAGACGCAGCAUAUAUAUCACAGGCAACGUACGCGUUCUUGAUCAUUUAUUCGCUGCUAAAUGCUGGGAUUGUUCCAGUAGUGUUAAGGAGAUUGUACGAUCCGAAAAGGAAGUACGUUAAUUACCAAAAACGGAACAUAUUGCAUUUGGAACCAAAUUCCGAUCUUCAGAUUAUAACUUGUUUGCACCGACCGGAGAACGUCUCUGCGACCAUUGCAUUCCUACAGUUGUUGUCCUCACCAAACCUAGAUUUCCCUAUAGCGGUCACGGUUCUUUAUCUGGUGAAGCUCGUAGGCCAGAUCAAUCCUGUUCUGAUCUCCGACAAUAAGAAGUCGAAACGACUUCAUACCGACUCUUACAUCCAUACCGCAAAUCUUGCAUUCAGGAAGUUCAUGCUAGAAGGCUUGAAGUCCGUAACAGUGACCACGUACACCGCAUUCUCGCAUGAGAAGAUGAUGCACGAAGAUAUUUGCACGCUUGCACUUGACCAGACAUCGUCAAUGAUUAUUGUCCCUUCAGAGAGGAGAUGGACCGUAGAUGGAAUGUUCGAAUCAGACGACGACGCCAUAAGGCGACUAAACCAAGCGUUGCUACAGAGUGCGCCUUGUUCUAUUGGAAUACUAAUUGACCGUGGACAUUUCUCACGCAAAGGCAAUGAUGUAUCGAGCAAGAAAAAUUACAAUAUCGAUGUCGGUGUUAUUUUUAUCGGCGGCAAAGAUGAUAGAGAGGCAUUAUCAUUGGUGAAGAGAAUGAAACAUAACCCAAGGGAUCGUGUAACCGUGAUCCGACUCUUGUUCAAACAAGAGAUAGAGCCAGAAAACUGGGAGUACAUUCUGGACAAUGAAGGCUUAAAGGAUUUCAAGAUUGCAGACGAAAUGAGCAAUGUUGAUUACACGGAGAGGACUAUGACCAGUGGCGCUGAGGUUGCCAGCAUCGUCCAAUUCUUGGCCCACGAGUAUGAUCUUAUGGUGGUUGGAAGAGAUCAAGGCAUUGCAUCACCAAACUUUUUAGGACUAACAGAAUGGGUCGAACUUCCAGAGUUAGGUGUCAUUGGAGAUUUUUUAGCCGCUAAAGAGCUUAGCUCUAAGGUUUCUGUUUUGGUAGUUCAACAACAGCAACAGACGUGA